This is a messenger RNA of Aethina tumida (small hive beetle), 1489 nucleotides long. It is a transcript of the gene Spt-I, whose product is annotated as serine palmitoyltransferase 1. Lineage: Eukaryota; Metazoa; Arthropoda; Insecta; Coleoptera; Nitidulidae. Gene Ontology annotation, biological process: ceramide biosynthetic process; sphingosine biosynthetic process. The transcript has 2 exons. The record is from RefSeq and is a predicted model, not a curated record. The coding region runs from base 200 to 1381 and encodes 393 amino acids. Gene Ontology annotation, cellular component: endoplasmic reticulum. Gene Ontology annotation, molecular function: pyridoxal phosphate binding; serine C-palmitoyltransferase activity.
GAUUAAAGUUAACCUAGUUUCGAUAACGUCAACAAAAAAACGCCCACAAAAUAACAAUCAUAAAUUCGUGGACUUUACGAUAAUUAAACAAUCGACAAGUGAUUACUGAGAGGAAUACACCAAAGUCAAUAGUGGUGUAAAUUGCAAACAAAUUAAACAAACGAGGGAGUGGCGGUCUCGUCAGAAUAUCGGCUUUGAAAUGUUGAACGAACAGUUAUUGCAAGAACGUCUGCGUAAUUUCAAACCGGCCCCUUUGAUCGAAUAUGUCGGUGAGGAGAAGAAGAAGGAGGACAUUGAAAUUCCAAUGAUUGUGGAAGAUGCGAACAACAUCGACCUGGCCAAGGCCAAUUACCUGAACAUGUUGGACGAUGAUGAGAUCAAAAAGAUUUCGGAGGACACAAUCAGAAAGUACGGAGUGGGAACGUGCGGCCCCAGAGCAUUUUACGGUACGACUGAUGUGCAUUUGGAACUAGAGGAGCGUAUCGCAAAGUUCUUAGGUUUGGAGGAGGCGAUCGUCUACUCGUACGGUUUCGUGGCCAUUUCCAGUUCAAUCGCGGCCUACUGCAAAAAGUCUGACGUCAUUUUUGCAGAUGAACACGCCAACUUUCCCAUUCAACAAGGAUUAUUGGCUGCCAAGAGUAAAGUUGUGACGUUCAAUCACAACGAUGCGAAAAGUUUCGAAACGAUGGCCGAAAGAAUUGCCGAGGAAGAGAAAAGCAAGAAGAAAAAGUCGAGAAAGUUUCUGGUGAUUGAAGCCGUUUCUUGGAAAACGGGCCAGAUCUGUCCGCUGCUGGACUUUUUGGAAGUGGCAGAAAAGUAUAAAAUCCGAGUGUUUUUGGAAGAAAGUUAUUCGAUCGGUAUCCUGGGAAAAACCGGCAAAGGACUGACCGAACAUUUGGACGUCGGACCGAACAGGGUGGACAUGAUCAUCGGUACGUUGGAGAACGCAUUGGGAUCGAUCGGAGGCUUCUGCGCCGGAACACACAUGACCAUCGAACACCAAAGGUUGUCCGGAUCCGGAUACAUCUUUUCCGCCUCUCUGCCCACUUUUCUGGUGCAAGCCGUCAUCAAAUCCAUCGACGUAUUGGAGGACAAACCCAACAAGAUCAGACAGUGUGCCAAAGAGUUCCACGACGUUUUGCAACAAAACUACAGGGUCUUGAGCGAUGCCGAAGUGCCUUAUAAGGUUUUCAACGUGAAGGACGAGAAGAAUCGAGAAGAGAAGUUGAAACGAGUUUACGAGUACUGCAAGGAGAAGGGCGUACAUUUUCUAAUGAAAGACGGUAAUUUAAUCAUCAACUUGAACCUGGCUCUGUUUGAUGACAAGAAACGUUCCACUUUUGUGUACGAAGUCUUGGAACAAGCCUCAACGUUGAAUUAAUUCUUUUUAUUAUAUUUAUAUAUUAUACACGAUUGCCGGCGAUUGUUAGUAUUAGUGUGCACCAAAAUUUCAAUAAAUUAUUAUUAUUAUUAUUAUUAUUCAGUUAAA